Staurois parvus is the source of this 308-nucleotide messenger RNA. Lineage: Eukaryota; Metazoa; Chordata; Amphibia; Anura; Ranidae. The record is from the annotation of a GenBank genome assembly.
UUAUUACUAAUAAUGGCGGCAAUCAGCGACUUAUAACGGGACUGCGGCGGACAUUCUGACACUGGGGGGGGGGGGACUGAUUUGGUGUCACUGACAUCCCCAGUGACACCAAUACAGUGAUUGGUGCUAAUAAAAAGCCCCGACAAUGUACUAAUGGCACUGGGCAGGAAGGGGUUAACAUGAGAGGUCAUCAAAGGGUUAACUGUGUGCUGGGUGUGCUUCACUGUACGCAUGCUGCAAUACAGAGCCAUACAAAGCAGUGUGCAGGAGCUGACAUGCAGGUCUUACCCCCGUCGGAGAAAACUCAG